UUUGUAAGCCCUUUUACCGUACAACUAAAAGCGAUUUGUAGCAAUAUCUAUCAUCCUCAUUUAGCUUUAAAUGAUGCAGUGAGCAAACCUCAACAAAAAGAAGAAAUAAUUAUCGAAGAAUGGAAAACAUAGCUAGAGAGGGCAAAGGCGAAUGAGGGCUGCUUGUAGCAGGUACAGGUGUACUUGAAAGAUGCGAUAUGCACUUCUUUCAGUACUUCUAUAGCAAUCAGACAUGAAGUACAUAUCUUUUGUGUGAUUGUGAUUCCUCCGACCUUCGUGUCAAAAUGGAUCGGUCGAGACUUCCAUCGGAGCUUUCGACCGACGAAUCAACCAUUCAGCAAGACCACUUUCAGUAUGAAGACGACGAAGAGAGAAUUAUAAGAAAUUCCCCAAACUUGAGGUUUACUAAAGACUAUGCCGAAUUCUUUAUGGAAGAGCCCGAAGCCGCCGCUCUCGCUCAAUACGAUGACUUCCAUACGAUAGACUGGGUGAGAGAUCGUCAGAGAGAUAGAGUACGAUUUCGCCGAAUGAGGCGCAUGAAGCGGGGCAGCAUCUGGGAAAGAAUCAAACAAGCUAACGACGCAUGGGGUGGCUGGCUGGUUGUGCUUCUAGUCGGACUAUCAGCUGGACUGUCAGCAGGAGUUAUUGAUGUCGGGGCAAGCUGGAUGACCGAUUUGAAACGCGGAAUUUGUCCUCAGAAUUUAUGGUUUAACGAAGAAAGUUGUUGCUGGAGCGACGAUAAUACGUUUGCUGAUGUAGGUUGUCAGCAAUGGAAAACAUGGGGUGAAAUUUUUAUUGGGGAGAGCGAGGGAGUCGGGGUAUAUUUGAUGAAUUAUAUCAUCUAUGUGCUGACCGCACUUGGGUUUGCUGGGUUGGCUGUGGUGUUGGUGAGAUGGAUAGCUCCAUACGCGUGCGGAAGUGGUAUACCAGAGAUUAAGACUAUUCUGAGUGGGUUUAUCAUACAUGGAUAUCUGGGUAAGCUGACCCUCAUUGUCAAGUCCAUGUCGAUGAUGCUUGCAGUGGCUGCUGGUCUCAGCCUCGGGAAGGAAGGUCCACUUGUCCAUGUUGCUUGUUGUUGUGGUAACUUCUUCUCCUAUGUCUUUGCCAAGUAUCACAGGAAUGAAGCAAAAAAAAGAGAGGUUUUAUCAGCUGCUGCUGCGGCGGGCGUGUCUGUCGCAUUUGGCGCACCAAUUGGAGGUGUCCUCUUUAGCUUGGAAGAGGUGAGCUAUUAUUUUCCCAUGAAGACAUUGUGGCGUGCGUUUUUCUGUGCGAUGAUAGCAGCGUUUACCCUAAAGUACAUGAAUCCUUACGGCACUGGUAAUCUGGUUAUGUUCUAUGUCGAGUAUGACACUCCUUGGAAACUAUUUGAGCUACUGCCGUUUGUCCUUCUUGGUGCGCUUGGGGGCCUCAUAGGUGCAGUUUUCAUAAAAGCUAACCUGUGGUGGUGUAAAAAGAGAAAGAAUUCACGAUUUGGAAACUUUUCUAUUGCUGAGGUUUUACUGGUCACCCUGAUAACUGCUCUGAUAGCUUUUCCUAAUCCGUACACCAGGCAGAGUAGUAGUGUCCUUAUUCAGCACCUCUUCAGGCAGUGUGGUCCAGACGAUGGCUCUCCUCUUUGUGACUAUAUUGAUAAUAACAAGACAAUAAAUGUGAAUAACCCGCACUACCCUGGUGCAGAGGCGGGACCUGGGGUUCUGAAAGCCGUAUGGCAGUUAUUACUGGCAGCUCUUUUCAAGCUCAUCAUCACUGUGUUUACGUUUGGGAUCAAGGUUCCAGCUGGGCUGUUUAUUCCCAGUAUGGCUAUUGGAGCAUGCAUUGGUCGCAUUAUUGGCAUUGGCGUUGAGCAGCUUGCCGUCUCCAACCCAGAAUGGUUGGUGUUUUCAUCCUCAUGCGGCAAUUCUAUCAGUAACUGCGUCACGCCUGGUCUCUAUGCAAUGGUGGGGGCAGCUGCUGUGUUGGGCGGAGUCACCAAAAUGACAGUUUCUCUGGUUGUGAUCAUGUUUGAACUAACUGGUGGAUUGACGUACAUUGUACCACUCAUGGUGGCUAUUAUGACCAGUAAAUGGGUAGGCGACGCCUUCAUCAAAGAGGGAAUAUAUGAUGGCCACAUACAUCUAAAUGGCUAUCCAUUCCUUGAUAACAAAGAGGAGUUCACCCAUACGACCCAAGCAUCAGAUGUAAUGAGGCCACGUAAGCAUGAUCCAGCUUUGUCAUGCAUAACUCAAGAUGAAUUUACAGUUGGUGAUCUAGAGCAAUUACUUGAUGAAACUGAGUUCAAAGGAUUUCCAGUAAUAGUGGACAAAGAAUCUCAGCGUCUUGUUGGAUUUGUGCUACGUAGAGACCUUAAAAUAGCUUUGAGGCAUGCACGCAUAAGGAAUGAGGAGAUUGUGAGCGCAUCCAAAGUCUACUUUACAGAACAGUCAACCCGGUAUGCUACCCCCGGUCAAGCUGCCCCUCUGACCCUUCGCCACAUUCUAGACAUGAGCCCAAUUCAAAUCACUGAUGCUACUCCCAUGGAGACGGUUGUGGAGCUGUUUAGAAGGGUUGGAUUGAGGCAGACACUUGUAACACAUAACGGUCGCCUUUUAGGUAUCAUUACGAAAAAAGAUGUACUGCGUCACAUAGCGACAUUAGCCAAUCAGGAUCCAGAAUCAAUACUAUUUUCAUGAUACUUGGCCUGUAGAUGGCCUGACGACUCAAGAACCCCUUGUGUGAUUAUGGCAUGCUCUAACAUGAUUUUCAAAUGCCUAUAUCUGAUACACUUCGGCAAGACUCCGUUCUUGACCUCAAAGUUGCAUAGUCUCUAUAGCCAGUCACAGCAAUUUUGGCAGUGAAAUGUAAACAUUAUCCAAGUGCUUGCCACUGUUCAGGGAACACUGAUUUGGUAUGCUAGAUUGCUCCUAAAGUGCAAUGACUGUUUGAUCUGGUAGUGAUUCACCUUUCUACACGCUCAGUCUAUCAUCUGCAAAUUUGUAUUUUCUAUCACAUUCCAAGGGUUUGCACAGACUCUAUCAGGCUAGGUCUCUUGUUGUGAUAUGACAUCAGGGUUGGAUCCAGGAUUUCAAAAUAGGGGGUGGAUAAUGGCUGGAUAGACAGCUUAUAACUGAUCAAGUGGUUCUUGGUAGGUCACUACAUAGAUCUUACAUACUU
Nematostella vectensis (starlet sea anemone) is the source of this 3150-nucleotide messenger RNA. RefSeq names its product H(+)/Cl(-) exchange transporter 4. The record is from RefSeq and is a predicted model, not a curated record. NCBI's taxonomy places the organism in Eukaryota, Metazoa, Cnidaria, Anthozoa, Actiniaria, Edwardsiidae. The coding region runs from base 285 to 2669 and encodes 794 amino acids. Gene Ontology annotation, cellular component: Golgi apparatus; early endosome; membrane. Gene Ontology annotation, biological process: chloride transport; transmembrane transport. Gene Ontology annotation, molecular function: voltage-gated chloride channel activity. The transcript is spliced from 17 exons.